GUGUUGUGUGAAACGGCGGGAACCGUGGCUCUGACUCGUAGUCUAGAAUAGCUGGCUGUAAGAGAAGCAUCCAUAGACGGUGCAUUAAAAAUAAUUUAAAAAAUAACAAAGUGCUUUGUUUUUAAUAUUGAGUGAUAAAUAGUUAAAAACUGACAAAGAAAAGUAAACGGAGAGAACUUUACUGAUACCGGUGUUUUUAAUAAAAUUGUGGUCAAAAUGAAUAUUUUUCUAUCGAAGUUCAAGUGGCAGAAUGGGACAAGAAUCAAUCAGUAUUUGUUCGCGAUUCUCAUUACCAUACCUCUCCUGAGCUUCGGCAUGGUGCAAGGCUGGCUCUCCCCCAUGAUCACCGUGCUCAAGUCCCCCUCCUCCCCCGUCCCCUUCACCGCCGGGGAUAUCUCCUGGAUGACGUCAGUGACGUAUAUCACGGCCAUAGUGGUCGGGGCUCCCAUGGGAUACCUGACCGAUCGGUAUGGGAGGAAGUUUAUGACGCUCGCGACUACUGCGUCGUUGAUUCUCUACUGGUCCAUCAAGCUGUUUAGCCUCCGUCCCUGGGCGCUGGUUUUGGCGCGCGCCGUGGCCGGCGUGCCCUGCUCCGCGUGCUACAUCGUGCUGCCCAUCUACCUGAAGGAGAUCAGCGACAUCGACCUGAGAGGCUUCAUGGGCUCGCUGCUUAUUAUGAACAGGAACAUCGGCUACCUGCUGAGCUACAUCUGCUGCGACUUGCUCGACGCAACGCUGGUGCUGUGGAUCGGGCUGCUGGUGCCCACGGUGACCUUCUUCGUCUUCCUCUUGAUGCCUGAGACCCCUGAGUUCCUGGUUAAACAGGGGAAGAUUGAGGAAGCGAAGUCAGUGCUGGCCUGGCUGCGUGGUGUGCCGGCGACCGACCCCGCGCUGGAGAGAGACAUCGACCAGGCGGUGAGGGUCGAGAAGAAGACGCAGGCCGAUGACAAGACCGCUUGGGGUAUCAUUUUGCGCGACCCAACAACCUUCAAAGCGUUCAUCAUAACCCUCGUCAUCAAGAUCACGCAGCAGUUCGACGGCUACCUCAUCGUGCUCAUCUACGCGUCCAUGGUGUUCGAGAAGGCGUCAGAGUCCAUCAGCCUGCAGCUCAGCCCCAACAAGCAGGUCAUACUGAUAGGCGUGGUGCAGCUUCUGGGGUCGGUAGCUGCUACGUGUAUUGUGGAGAAGACUGGGAGAAAGUUGCUCCUAGUCUCCACGUCGCUGGCCAUGGGGGUCAGCAUGGCUCUGCUCGGCAGCUGGUUCUACGUGACGUCGGUGGGCGGCUGGCUGCCGGGCUGGCUGCCCGUGCUGGCCAUGUGUGCGUGUAUCUUCGCAGACGCGGCUGGGUUCCAGCCUGUCUCGUAUAUUAUUAUCACGGAUUUGUUCACUUUCCAGCUCCGCGGCACCGUGUCAUCCUUCGCGAACAUCAGCGCAAAACUCAGCAACUUCGUGCAAAUGAAGUGGUUCACGGCCGUCAGCGAGCUCAUCGGCAUCCACUGGACCUUCGCCUUCUUCUCUAUAGUCAGCCUCUUCGCCUGCUUCUACUCUGUACUCUGUUUCCCAGAGACCAGACACAAGACUGUGGAUGAAAUCUACCAGAAGCUGUCGAAACGGAAAGAGGAAAAGACGGAUUCUGUACCCUGACUGACUUGCUGAGCGAUGACUCUGAUUUGGUUUUUAAAAUGGCGUUGACGCGAUUUGAUUCAUUUGUGUUGGUGUGACCAGUGUGCUUUGGUGCGCUGUUUGACUGGCUCUGUCCCAGAGACCAAUAGUAGCGUUGUAGUUCGGCGGUGUCAGCCAAUCGCAGAUCAGCAUCAGCACUCAAUGUCAGCUUAAGCGCUCUUGUGAUUGGUUGGGGAGUUAAAAAUCUAUCAAAAUGACAAUAAUACCGACUUGGAUCGAGUUAUUGGUGCUGUUAACAGGUUUUGACAUUUAAUAUUGCUGCUAUUUUUAUGGAGAACUCUUAAACCGAUACUAAAAACUUUUAUUUAUUUGCGGCUGUGUUGACUUAAAAAUGUGAUAAGAUAGGUAUAAUCGAAAAAAACUUGGUUCUCUGUUCAAAGUACUUACAUACUUACUAAAUACAUACCUAACUAUUUUUAAUCAUUUAAAAAAAUGCCUUUAUAGUAAAUUUGUGAAUGUAUAUUUUUAAUACUUUAUUAUAAUUAGGAUCUUUUCUGUUUGCCAUAAUUUAAUGUUUACUUUAUUAGUCAUAGGUACUAGUUAUAAAAUAAGAAUAAAGGUAUAACCAGGUAAGUUUUGAGCCGAAAUCAAUGGUAAAACUAAGACUCUUACAUAAAGGUCAGCAAUGCUAGGAACUACAGGAUGUUUCAAAACUGGUAUAGUUAGCCGAAAGGGGAUGACUAAUGGGGUUAUUCUAAACCACUUUCGUUCUAACUAGUUAUGAAUUUUGGAAAAAAAACAGUCACACGGUAAAAAAGCUACGUGAGCUAUACCGUCUUUGUAUUUUUAAACAUUUUUUACCUCUAGAGACAGUACCUACUUAAGUACAUUUUUUAAAAUAAGAACUGAGUAGAUUCAAGAAUCUCAUUUA
This is a messenger RNA of Plutella xylostella (diamondback moth), 2554 nucleotides long. RefSeq names its product facilitated trehalose transporter Tret1. NCBI's taxonomy places the organism in Eukaryota, Metazoa, Arthropoda, Insecta, Lepidoptera, Plutellidae. Gene Ontology annotation, molecular function: transmembrane transporter activity. Gene Ontology annotation, biological process: transmembrane transport. Gene Ontology annotation, cellular component: membrane. The record is from RefSeq and is a predicted model, not a curated record.